AUGCUUUUGUGCAGCACGCCCCUCCUCUUCCUGCAAUUCAGCGUGCAUGGCUGUGAUGACUUUCCCUCCUCAGCGGCCUUCUCUGUCAAGGCAGGACUCUACACUCUUCAGUCUAUCCUGCACUUUCUUCUUCUGCUUGUGCUGCUGCGAUUGCUGACCACGGGAUUCGCACAUGAGGAAACUGGCGGCAAUCCCUGGUUUGGCGGUGCCACUAGGCAGAGUACAAAUUCGAUGGAGCAUACGCCACUGAAGCGGAAGGAGCAGCUAGUUGAGCGCUCCCUUGAAUCCGUCGAGGGUAGAUCAGGUCGAAUUGCCUGGAGGAGUGUGCGCGGUCUUCUGUGCGGCUGUGUUUGUCUCAACUUGUGUAUCUAUCUUCUGGCUCUGGCGGCCACCUGUUAUCAGGGUGUGAACAAUACGAUGUCUAAUGAGUGGGUCCGCCUUACCAGCAUUGGCAGUGUCAUUCGUAACCAUUUGGAGGGAUUUCCUCCAAUGGUUGUUGUGGAUCAAAUGGAACGGCAAUUGGCAAUGUCAACGGUGUUGAAAUACAGAAACGGAACAAGAACCACAUUGCCAACCUGUUGGAAGAAGAGUUUCGAGGUGGGCGGUUUCAGGGAGGAUAAAUGCGAUGAGAAGUACCACCCAGGAGAUGGCCAUGACUUCCACCAUAAUCGGACAAAUUCCAAACUGGUUACGUUUUUCCGGUUCUACUUCAGGAACGAAACCUCACCCCACCCUGAGAGGCAGAUCCUUUACAUUGAGGCGAGCAGUAUGGACCUCCUCCUCCUCCUCCUCAUCAUCAUCAUCAUCAUCAUCAGCAUCAUCGUAAUCACCAAAAUACCAAACCGGGGUAGCCAGUGA
Messenger RNA from Dibothriocephalus latus, 858 nucleotides. The record is from the annotation of a GenBank genome assembly. Lineage: Eukaryota; Metazoa; Platyhelminthes; Cestoda; Diphyllobothriidea; Diphyllobothriidae.